Chironomus riparius is the source of this 1035-nucleotide messenger RNA. Lineage: Eukaryota; Metazoa; Arthropoda; Insecta; Diptera; Chironomidae. The record is from the annotation of a GenBank genome assembly.
AUGAUCCUGUGGAAUUUAUUUGUGUUUAUUGUGGUUUUUAAUUUCAUUAUUUGCAAUAUUUUUUGUGAGGAUAUUGAGAAUGACUUUAAUGAGCUGCCUGAGAAAGACUUAAAUGAAUUACCUGAAAAUAACGUGAGUGAGGAAAUGGUCGAAGAAGAAAAUUCAAGAAAUUAUGUCCUAGACUCAGUUUAUGAUACAUUAAGGCAAAACUAUGAGAUGAAAUUGCAGCAGAAUGUUCAGAAAUUGAACAUGAUAAGCGAUAUAAGGAAUAAACGUAAUACAAAUGAUCCAAUGACUAACGUGAAUUAUCAAGAUUAUUACAAGAAUCAUCAACUUGAUUUUAAUCGAAAAAAUGCCUUGACAUUCCCAUUAGGCUUUAAACAUACACCGAAAGUGAUACCAAUAGCAAAUCCAGGUCCGCCACUUCAUAGAUCAGAUUAUUAUGAUGAAGAUUAUGGAUAUCAGUUCCAUAAAUGUCAAGAGAAGCCGGCUGUUCAAACAUUUCACAUUUCCGAUCAGGAUCAUGAACACAAACAACAUCCAUCAAUAUCAAUGGUUCUGUUGACGGGUCUAAAGUAUCUUUUUGGUGGUUUUGCAAUACUUGCAUUGCCAUUCAUUGUACUUAAAGCAAUAUUUCUUCCCAUCAAAUUCUUCUUCUUCUUCAAAGCCCUCGCAUUACUCAAAACCUUUUUAAUGAUGACUGUAUUCAUGCGAUUUUUACGAUACAAUCGACGAUUUCAAAACUUCCCAAAUAGACCAAAUAACAGACCAAAUAGACCGAAUUUUCCUCUGUUUCCCGGAAGAUACAAAACCAAAUUGCAGACAAUCAAAGAUAUCCUAAAUAGUCAAGAAAUGGUUGAUUUAGAUGUUGAUGGUGAGGUAGAUGAUGAUUAUCGGACCGAAGAAGAACCUUUAUCGAAGGAAAAUGCAAGUGCACCGAUGUAUCUUAAUAAUCCAUUUAAUUCGUCCGACAUUUCAGCUGAAUUUUUGGAAAAUUUGGAAAAGCUAAUAAAGUUGAAAGGAAAGAAGUGGUGA